Serendipita indica DSM 11827 is the source of this 702-nucleotide messenger RNA. Lineage: Eukaryota; Fungi; Basidiomycota; Agaricomycetes; Sebacinales; Serendipitaceae. The record is from the annotation of a GenBank genome assembly.
AUGGAGACGAUUCUGCACUACAUGUACAUGGUUGCAAUCAAGGACACCAAGGCGUGGAAUGGCGAUUCUCUAAUGCAGCUGUGCAUGAUCGGAUUCUGGAACCUCAUCAUCGUUUGGCUCAAGCUAUUGAUUCCAUGGCGCUUCUUCCGAUUGUGGGCAUUGGCGGAUGGGAUGGAGCCGACAGAGAAUAUGAUUCGAUGUAUGGCCAAUAAUUAUACUGUUGCUGGAUUCUGGAGAGGGUGGCAUCGCAGUUAUAACCAAUGGCUGAUUCGGUAUAUAUACGUGCCACUCGGUGGAAGUAGCAAUGUGAUUUUGGCGACGUUGGUGUCGUUUACGUUUGUUGCGCUGUGGCAUGAUCUCCAGCUGAGGCUACUGGUAUGGGGGUGGCUGCUCACUCUGUUCAUCCUCCCUGAGAUGAUUCUCGGAAGGGUUUUUAAUGCAAAACAGUAUGGAGGAUAUUGGUGGUACCGACAUUUGCGUGCGCUGGGCGGCGUCGGAAAUAUCCUCAUGCUCAUGAUAGCCAAUCUGGUCGGGUUCGUUAUGGGUCUAGACGGGGUCCAGUACUUGUUUGGUCAGCUCGUCGGCUCGUGGGACGGUGUCGGGUUUUUACUCGUUGUGGUUGCAUGCUUGUGGAUUGGUGUCCAGUUUAUGCUAGAAUACCGCGAAGAGGAGAGGCGGCGUGGAAUCUAUCGUAAAUGCUAG